Racocetra fulgida is the source of this 337-nucleotide messenger RNA. The record is from the annotation of a GenBank genome assembly. NCBI's taxonomy places the organism in Eukaryota, Fungi, Glomeromycota, Glomeromycetes, Diversisporales, Gigasporaceae.
AACUCGAGCUGUGGUUAUUGAGUCCAGUGUCCCAACUUACUGAGGAUACUGUGAAAAACGGUAAGAAAUUAGUUAGUAAUAGAAAGUUGCCUCUUGAUGAUGUUCAAGAAAAUGAUCAAAGAAGACUUAAAGACGAUAAAGAAUCCAUACCUAAUCUUGAAAAGAAACUACCGACGAUUUACCUGAAACAUGCGGAAAACGAUAAUCCGGAUAAGAAGCAUGGUCUUGAACUCUAUCAACAAAAUGGAACGGGAACUGAAAAAGACGAUUGUAAGCCACUCACCUAUUGUGAAAACAUACCCGAUGAUGAAACCGGCGAUAAAAGUGAUCGUGAGAC